Molecule: messenger RNA, 4581 nt
Organism: Pseudoliparis swirei
Lineage: Eukaryota; Metazoa; Chordata; Actinopteri; Perciformes; Liparidae
Gene: puraa
Product: purine-rich element binding protein Aa
Exons: 2
Coding region: 383-1243 (286 amino acids)
Biological process (GO): regulation of transcription by RNA polymerase II
Cellular component (GO): nucleus
Molecular function (GO): RNA polymerase II transcription regulatory region sequence-specific DNA binding; purine-rich negative regulatory element binding; DNA-binding transcription factor activity, RNA polymerase II-specific
Source: RefSeq, a predicted model, not a curated record
CUCUCUACCUGAAGACGGCAAAGCUGCAGUUCCUCAGUCGCGCCGACGGGGGGCGCGCGCGUCCUCCGGGAUCCCCUCACAGCGCGUUGACAUCAGAGGGAAGGAGAGCGUGCGGCGUUGAACUUGUGUGCGUGGCGCUCUCCGUGCACACGACUCCCUCACCGGCACCGUGUCCCAUCGUCGGUGCAGCAGGUUCCACCGCGGUGUCACGAAGAGCCUCCGAGCGCGUUCACGUGGAGCCCUUCGCGUCUCCUCGUCUUGUCCUCUGCGGCUCGCCGUCGCUGCAGACUGCGCGCUGUAAGAUCUCGCGAGAGUUCCGACGUGCGCGGUAGUUGGCCGCGGCUUUGCAGCAGACAGAGGGAGAAGGCAGGCAGGCAGCAUCAUGGCGGACAGAGACAGCGGCAGCGAGCAGGGAGGAGCAGCGACGGGCCCAGGCUUCGGUUCCAUGCAGCCCGCGACCAGCGGGGCGAGCUCGGCCACCGGGCUCCAGCACGAGACCCAGGAGCUGGCGUCGAAGCGGGUUGACAUCCAGAACAAACGGUUCUACCUGGACGUGAAGCAGAACGCGAAGGGCCGCUUCUUGAAGAUAGCCGAAGUCGGGGCCGGCGGAAACAAGAGCCGCCUCACGCUCUCCAUGUCCGUGGCGGUCGAGUUCCGCGACUACCUGGGGGACUUCAUCGAACACUACGCCCAGCUGGGGCCCAGCAACCCGGCGCUCUUGCAGGACGAGCCCCGGCGCGCGCUCAAGAGCGAGUUCUUGGUGCGCGAGAAUCGGAAAUACUACAUGGAUCUGAAGGAGAACCAGCGGGGACGGUUCCUGAGGAUUCGACAGACCGUUAACCGGGGGCCCGGUUUGGGAUCCACGCAAGGCCAGACGAUCGCGUUGCCGGCGCAGGGACUUAUUGAGUUUCGUGACGCUUUGGCGAAACUUAUUGACGAUUACGGCGUGGAGGACGAGCCCGCGGAGCUGCCCGAGGGGUCGUCGUUGACUGUGGACAACAAGCGGUUUUUCUUCGACGUCGGAUCCAAUAAGUACGGCGUGUUCAUGCGCGUGAGCGAGGUGAAGCCGACCUACCGCAACUCGAUCACGGUGCCCUACAAAGUGUGGUCCAAGUUCGGCAGCACGUUCUCCAAGUACGCCGAGGAGAUGAAGAAGAUCCAGGAGCAGCAGCGGGAGAAGCGGGCAUGCGAGCAGCAGCAGCAACAGGAGGAGAUGCAGGCGGACGAUGGAGAGGAGGAUUGAUCCGGAGAGAGAGAGAGAGGGCAAAUAUGAACGAGAGAGAAAAAACAUGCAAGAGUAAAUAAAAUAACAGAAAUAUAAUUAAAAAAAACUCUACUGUACAGAGAAAGAAAUCUAAAGAUUUAACUGUAAUGGUUUAACUCCAAGGGAGCAUCACCCACAAUAUAAGAAACCUCCACAACUUGACAGUUAUGACAUGUUGUCACCCAUCGCUGGAUGUUUACCCCCCCCCCCUCCACUUAUCCACCAUUAAUACAGUAACAGGCUGCUAAACAAAGUAAUAACAUUAUAUUUGAACUUUUUGUUUUGUUUGUUGUUUCCUACUUGACAAAACAAUAUUGAACUUUAAAAAAGUGUUUUAUUUCCCUUAUUAACCGGAAGAAAACAUCUUUUUGUACCAGUUAAUGCUAUUGUAAAGAAAGAAAACUACAAAAAAAAGAAGAUAAAAAAAAAAAAAAGCGUCUGCGAUGGAUUUAUUGCAGUGCCGAGGACACGUGAGCGUAUGACGUCACUUCAGCACAAAUCGGAUGUUUUGAUUCUCAAAAACCAAAAUUCAAAAAAAACUCGGUAGUCACCUGUUCUCUCCAUCCUAUUGUAGAGAUGUGGUUACACAUGCAUCAUACUAGGGGGGCUAUAGGCCCGCUUUAAAAUAAACUGGUUACACGUCGUCAUGCAGUAUAAACGGACAUAAAGGCAUCUUCAUUAACUGAAACACGUGCUAUAAUUGUGCAAUAUAUGCAUUGCAUAAAAAAAAUCAAAUAUAUUGAAACUGGUCUCUUCGAUGACGUUUUUUUUUGUUUGCCAGAGGCAUUCAAAGAAAUAUUAAUAUUGUAAUUUUUCUGUUUCAGUUUCAAAUUGUUGCCACGCGGAUGGAUUAUAUAAUAGACUACCUUUUUUGUUUGUGUCUCGUGUUAAUGCAAUGUUCAUUUAUACAAAAAAACAAAAAAAAGGUAAUUAAUGUGUAAUCGAUGAAGAGGAAACGCAGUGACGAAGAGUAGCAACAGUGUCCUGAACUAGCAGAUUACUUAAACCAGAUGACGCGCCGCGUGCUGAUUGGCUUAGAGGUCUCGUUCAGGCGUAAACGUCUAAAUGGUGCCAAGGAGUGCUGCUGCAUGUUAAUCUGCACUUAAAAAAUAGAUUUCGUUAGUCCCCCCCCCCCCAAUAUUUUGCUCAAAGGACUCUUCCAUAUGUAAUCUUUAGCGUAGGAAUCUCACGUUUUGAGUAAUCUGAUCCAUCCAAAAGGCUUUUGGCGUAUCGUCGUGAUUGGAAGAUCAAAAAGCGCGAUUGUUUAAAAAAAAAAAAAUGACUUUUGCAAAAUAUGACCAUCCCGUUACGAGUCGGGGGUCCACUGAGGCGUAAAGACCCCCUAAAGUUCUGUCCCUCCAUGUGUGAGACCUGAGGGGUGCUCGGUGGGGGCUGCUCUGCAGUCACAGUUCCACGUUACACCUGUAAACCCGUAGAAUAACCCGGUUGGAUUCUGUUUUUGGUUUUAUUGUAAAUAUUUGGGCUGGGGAAAAAAAAAACCCAACUGGUUCCAAACCAGUUCAGUCGCAUCUCAUAGAUGCGUGUUGAUGGCAGUUUUAUAAACUCUGUCGGUAAACUCCCAGAGAAACUGGCAACAAUCAGAGAAUGUCAGAUUAUUUUGUCGUUUUUACCUCCUGCAUCUAAUUGAAAGCUGAGGCUGCUCCUCGUGUUUUUAGAUUGAACGACUGGAAAAAAUGAACCCAGCAGCCGGUCCUGGAACCGCCGAAUUCACGGAGCAGCGUCUGGCGUGGACCCGAGACCCGUCCUCUCCGGCGUACGCCCGCUUUACACCUGGCCGCCGCUCUGGAUCGCAGUUUGACUUCUUCGUUUCUCUCUUAUUCUUUCUCAUCUCUCUUUCUUCUCCAUUUUGUGUGUGUGUGUGUGUGUGCUAAAGAGGGGUUUUGUCACGAACCGUAACUUUCUUUUCUUCUUUCCUUUUCCUUUCCUAACCUCCUUAGCCGUCCCCAUCCUCCAGCUGUCGGCCGACAUGUGAACGUGGAAGGGGGGGGGGGGAUGCAGAGGACUCUCCUCUAGCUCGUGGGAGCAGGAGGCCUCAUUGGGAACAUCAAAUAAUAUCAAUUAUUGUUGACAAGCCACCUUUUUGAAAUGCUCGUUGAGGCUUGGGGUGGGGGGGGGGGGGUUAUGGCAUGUCGCUCAAUUAAUGGGGAGCAGCAAGCAUGUCUUGCGUUCUUAUUUUUUUUGCGUAGUUUUACCUUUUCAGCGUUAUUUGUGUAUAAUUAUAAUUUUUUUGCGCUCGCAAAAAAAACAAAUCUUUAUUUUAAUUUUCUUUUUCUUCCUCCGCGCGAACAUUUCAUCACCCGUGUGCAAUAUCGUACGUGCCAACGGCGGCAAUAUAUGUAUAUCAAUUAAAAUAUAUGAUUACUAUUUGACAAGCACGUGGCUUGAACUCCGUGUUUUAUUUCUCGUUUUGAAGGAGCUCGAAUGCCUUUUUUAUUUUAAUUUUUUAAUUUGCACUCGAACGCUCGUCCACGCCGGAGGAAUCCACGGUGUGGGCCGCCGGUCGGGUGAAGAAGUUCACUUAAUUAACUUGAAAUAGAACAAUGUCACUUGCGAGGAUGCCUCUCUUUUCGGAACACGCUAAACUUGAGCUCCAUGGGCUGUUGAAGGUGGACGAUAGUAAACCCACGGCGGAGUUUCUGUGAGAAGGAAAAACUUUCAAAUUCAAACGACAAACGGUGAAAUCUCCAUUUUUAGCUUCAAGCUAAGAAAAGGUGGUUCAGUCCAAUUCUCAUCGAGGUGUGUGGUGACCUGUCUUCAGUGGUUGUUGUGUGUAGCACUUUGCUUUCCCAGGUUUAAUGACAUGCCUGACCAAGACUUGUUUAAAAUGAUCUCAACAAAGAAUGUCUCUUAUUUUAAUCUUUUCUUUCUUUCUUUUUUUAGACAAGUGUUUCUUAUUUUUUUUCCCUCUUAUUUUUAAUGCAUUAAAUGAUCAUUUAUGUACAUUUGACAAAUUUAUAAAACAAAUAUUUAAUUUACCCCAAUGAUGGGGGGGAAAUACAUUUAAAAUGUAUGUUUUAUUUUUAAAUUUUAUUUUUUGUUUCUUGUUGGAGAGAAAAAAAAGAAAGAAAAUCCUUCUCAAUAAUGUCCUCAAUUCACUGAUGAAAAUAUGUUUAAUUUUGAUGUAGUGUUGUCCACAAUGUCUGACUCUACAGUUACAAUGCUACUAAUUAUGAACGCUUAAUUUUACAGCCUUUAAAAUGCAAACGUUGCGAUGACAAGUUACCGAUGACUCGUGUCUCCAUUAGUAUGUAUGUAUAAUACUGGGCUGUAAAAUAAAGCAUUACUUUGUUCUCUAA